GCCCAAACAAAAAUGCCCCACUCCGCAAAAUCCCCUCUCCCCAUCGCCCUUUACGAAACCCUCAGGAAGAAAUACAACUUCAUUCGCAUUUUCCCCAUUCACCAGUGCUAAAUCGUCUUUGAGUCAGUGCGGUCACUCAAUUCAGAAAUUCUUGGCAAUUCUCCCAGUUCCCAGGUGAAUAAAGUGAAUACAAGUGCUCGAAUUUAUUUAUAAAAUUAAUAGCACGCGGUGUUUUUCCUUAAAAAGAUUGAUUGUUUCUCCAUUCAAAGACAGAGUGUUCCCGGUUGUUAUGGAUACGAAUGGACGUCCUCACGCCACACAAAACCCCAAACAAAAUUCAUAACCUCGCACCAAGUGCAAUCCACUCUAUCAUACCCUCAAUCCCAGAAGAUUCAAUUCCCGAAAUGACUCUAUCACCCUCGAAACUCCAAAAAAUCGGCGUCAACAGAUUUAAACUGACCUUGAAGUCCUCCUCGAAGUGUCUUCUCCGCAGGAACUUCCAGCACCUGGUAUUUCACCCAGACGAAGAGACCGUUGCAGGUGUCGACACAAAAGGCAUCCUCUACCUCUUGGAGUUAGUCUCUUCGGAAUGGUCCGUGAAGAGAUUGGGGUCAGUGGGUCAAUCGACCUUUGUCGCAUUCACCCCUUCUCAAAAGACUGAACUGCUGAUUGGUCUCACUUCCAAAGACAUAAAACUCCUCUCGACAACCUCCCCCGACAAGUACUGCAUGCUGAAGGGUCACCAGGUCCCCCCAACCUGGAUCUCUUUCUACAAGAACUACUGCCUGACAGCUUCCCGAAAAGAAGCAAUAAUCUGGAAUAUAGAAACAGCAAAAAAGGUACACCAACUCCGACUCGAAACCAAUAACUCCUCCAUCAGAAAAGCCCUCAUUUCCCCAAACGGAGUGAUUGCAGUCCUCUACGACACCGAUGUCAUUCAAUCCUGGAUGUUUGAGCUCUUCUCCUCGGAAAAUCGCAUCUCAAUAACUCAGAAUGGCCUUCGCAACGCGAAAGACUUCAUCUUCACGGAAAAUGGGAGAUCCCUGAUUAUCUGCGGUAGCAAACGAAAAAUACUGAUCUUCAAUACGAGAUCCUGGAGCCUGACGUCUAGAUUAGAGCUGCCUGAGGGUAAUUCAGUGGCUAGGAGAUUGUUUAUCGUUCCUCAGGACGUCGAUUGCGGCUGUCGAGUGCUUGCCAUUUUAUUUGAAGAUGGAAACCUGCGAUUUUUCGAUUUAUCAACGAAAUCAUUUGUAGAAACUUCAAAUGGGAGUCUGGGAGGUGUGAGGAAGGCUGUGGUGUCCCCUGGAGGCCAGUGGCUUGCGACAAUUGGAUUCGACGGUUUCCUGGAGCUGCUGUCCGUCGAUGGAAUCAUCAGACCCACCCCAAAGCCCCAGAAAAAGCUCUUGAAACCUGAGACAACGAGUCAUGGGGUUGGUGAUCACCUGAAAUAUGUCAGGGAAGAGUUCCAGGAGGAGCUAGAGGUGAAGAGACUAAUUCCUAUACUCAAGGAGUUCGGGGAAUACCCAGAACGCCACAGGGCCCUCAUCUGGAAGACGAUCUUGAGACUUCCGGAGAAUAGAGGGGAGUACUUCAGCCUCUCGGAGAAGGUCCUCCUGGAGACGGAGGUGGAGAUGCUGAGGGAGUGGAAAUUGGUAGACAAGAGUAGGAAGAUGAUGCUGUCGGUGACGAUUGAGAGGCUCAUACAGUUCUGCCCACUUCUGGGGCAGACGUUGUUCCUGCCGGAGUUGAUUUUUCCAUUUGUUGUGGCAUUUGGGAGGAAUCCUGUUGCUGCAUUUGAAGCCAUUCUCUCCAUUCUGUGGAAUUUCUGUCAAAAGUGGUUCGAGUAUCAUCCUUUGCCUCCUAUCAAUGUCCUGGGAAUCGUGGAGAAUAUAUUGGGAGAGGUAGACCCUGGCCUGUUGGAGUUUUAUUGCCGACAUGGAGUAACUUCUGGGGAAUAUGCUUGGCCACUCCUGAAGACCAGUUUCAGUGAGGUUUUGGUUGGAAGGGAGUGGAUGGUCUUGUGGGAUCAUCUCAUCACAUCUGGGAGGCCCUCGUUGCUGAUACUCUCUGUUGUUGCCUAUAGUCUGGUCAAUAAAGAGGCUAUUGUGGGAGCUUUGGAGACGAAGGAAGAUCUUAAGGCAUUUUUUGGAAGCCAGGGGAGUGUCUCUGCGAGGAAGAUCAUCAGGGUAGCUGAGAGAAUUGAUAAGGAGGUGUCAGAGAAAAAUCAUCCUAGGAAAUAUUUGAGGGAUAGUCUGAAAUUUCUGCCUGAAUCUGGACCUUAUCCGCCGUUUUUACUCAAAGAAUACCCGAAAUUUUUAAUUGGGAAUUUGGGAAAUGCCAAACAACUGAUAGACAUGAAGCAAGAGGAAUUCCUGUUGAAGGAGGAGAGGAGAAAGAUGACCAGAGAAUUGGAGGAGAGAAAAGUGAAAGAAGAAAGCGAGAAUUUUCUGCAAGAAAUUCAUCAACAGAGGCUUCAAGAGCUCCAAAAGUGUUAUAACGAGCAACUCAAACUGACAAAGAUGAAUUUGGACUCUGAACGCGACAAAUUAACGAAAUUAUCAUCCGAAAAUUUCCUGCAUUCUUCGAGGAGUGGAAUAACGAAACCAAGAAGUGUCAAAAGUAAAGUGAUCCGUACAAGAUCACACGGGAAGAGGGAUAUUUACGAGAAACUCGUGGAAGAUGUGGAUACCCUGGAAGAAGAGGUAGAAACAUUCCUUCAAGGUCUCAGGAGCUCGAGAUGAAAAAUAAAACGAAAAUCUCAAAUUUCCAUUCGUUGAUACCUAAAGAGAGUGAACUCUCCAUUGUAAAUAACUGAUAUACAAUAUAAAUUUAAUAUUUUCAAAA
Molecule: messenger RNA, 2844 nt
Organism: Fopius arisanus
Lineage: Eukaryota; Metazoa; Arthropoda; Insecta; Hymenoptera; Braconidae
Product: TBC1 domain family member 31
Exons: 3
Coding region: 300-2741 (813 amino acids)
Cellular component (GO): centrosome
Molecular function (GO): protein binding
Source: RefSeq, a predicted model, not a curated record